This is a messenger RNA of Anthonomus grandis grandis, 10988 nucleotides long. RefSeq names its product E3 ubiquitin-protein ligase MIB1 (gene mib1). The transcript has 14 exons. The record is from RefSeq and is a predicted model, not a curated record. Gene Ontology annotation, biological process: protein ubiquitination. Gene Ontology annotation, molecular function: protein binding; ubiquitin-protein transferase activity; zinc ion binding. Gene Ontology annotation, cellular component: cytoplasm. Lineage: Eukaryota; Metazoa; Arthropoda; Insecta; Coleoptera; Curculionidae. The coding region runs from base 85 to 3177 and encodes 1030 amino acids.
GUGCCGUUCGUUCAAGGCAAACCAAAACAAUAACACUUUCGAAAUUACGAAAAAAAAAAUAAAUCGAAAAUUUUUUGAAAAAUUAUGGAGAUCGCUAACGCGGUAUUGGGGCGAAGCAGCGCGGGAGCCCCACGCAGUAUGCGUAUCAUGGAGGGCGUGGGAGCCAGGAUAAUCCGAGGACCGAACUGGAAAUGGGGCAAACAGGAUGGCGGAGAAGGCCAUGUGGGCACAGUUCGGAAUUUCGAAUCCCCAGACGAGGUGGUUGUGGUCUGGGACAAUGGUACUGCCGCAAAUUAUAGAUGCUCGGGACAGUACGACUUGAGAGUCUUGGACAGCGCCCCCACCGGGAUAAAACACGAGGGCACCAUGUGCGACACUUGCAGGCAACAACCCAUUUUCGGGAUUCGAUGGAAAUGUGCGGAGUGCGUCAAUUAUGAUCUUUGCUCCAUGUGCUAUCACGGAGACAAGCAUAAUUUGAGACAUCGUUUCUAUCGGAUCACCGCUCCCCGUCGCGAGCGUUUCUACUUAGAACCCAGAAGAAAAACGAAAAAAAUCGCAGUUAAAGGCCUAUUUCCUGGCGCAAGGGUCGUCAGAGGUGUCGAUUGGCAAUGGGAGGACCAAGACGGUGGAAACGGCAGAAGGGGCAAAGUCCAGGAGAUCCAAGAUUGGUCGGCAGCUAGCCCAAGGUCCGCCGCCUACGUAGUCUGGGAUAAUGGCUCAAAGAAUCUUUAUAGAGUGGGAUUCGAAGGCAUGGCCGAUUUGAAAGCCUUAAACGAAGUUAAGGGCUUUAACGUCUAUAGAGAUCACUUGCCGUGUUUGGGAGAACAAGGUGCGAGUCCAAGACCGGUCGGGUUUAAGAUCGGCGAUCAAGUUACCGUCGAUUUGGAGCUGGAGAUUGUUCAGUCUCUCCAGUAUGGUCAUGGAGGUUGGGUCGACGGGAUGUGUGAGUGUUUAGAAUGUGUUGGAACGGUAGUAGGAAUCGACGAAGAUCACGACAUCGUGGUUUCCUACCCAAGCGGUGACAAUUGGACCUUUAAUCCGGCAGUUUUGACGAAGGUGGCGACUCCACCUAACUCGGCGGGACUCAACGAAACUCCCCAACCACAAUUCGCCGUGGGCGACGUGGUGCAGAUUUGCGCCGACGCAGAGAGGGUGAAAAUGUUGCAAAAAGGCCACGGGGAUUGGACUGAAGGGAUGGCCGUGACCCUCGGAAAAGUCGGACACGUCCAACAAAUCUAUAACGACAACGACCUAAAAGUGGAAGUGUGCAAUACUACCUGGACCUACAAUCCUCUAGCAGUCACAAAAAUUGCCAGCAAAGACGAUACAGGCAAUACUUAUGGCGAAAGACUAAGUGCCUUAUUGAAGAAACUCUUUGAGACUCACGUAUCCGGCGACGUCAAUGAGGAAUUAGUAAAAUCUGCCGCCAAUGGGGACGCGCAAAAGUGUGAGGAGGUUUUAAAACAAGCGAAUACCGCCGGGGCGGGAAUCGGACCGGAUGUUAAUGGCGUUUUUUCAGGCCAUACUGCCCUACAAGCGGCGUCCCAAAACGGCCACCUGGAAGUGAUAACGGUCCUUCUACGGUUUCACGCCGACGUAGAAAUCGAAGACAAAGACGGGGAUCGUGCGGUCCAUCACGCGGCUUUCGGCGACGAACCGGCGGUCGUGCAGCUACUCGCGCACGCGGGCGCAGAUUUAAACGCGCGUAAUAAACGUCGACAAACCGCGCUACAUAUCGGUGUUAAUAAAGGACAUAUCGGUGUCGUUAAAAUGAUGCUUGAUCUCGGGUGUCAUCCCAGUUUACAGGAUCUUGAAGGUGACACCCCUUUGCACGACGCGAUAUCGAAAAAACGCGAAGAUAUGCUGACUCUGCUUCUGGACCACAACGCUGACAUCACGCUGACCAACAGCAAUGGUUUCAAUGUGCUGCAUUUUGCUGCUCUACGUGGAAAUCCAAGCGCUAUGAAGAUUCUGCUCUCCAAACUGCCCAGACCUUGGAUGGUGGACGAGAAAAAGGACGAUGGCUAUACCGCCCUUCAUCUGGCAUCCCUUAAUAACCACGUAGAAGUAGCGGAACAACUUGUGCUACAAGGCAAAGCGGAUAUGGAUGUGCAGAAUAUCAAUCUACAAACCGCUUUACAUUUGGCUGUAGAAAGGCAGCAUACGCAAAUCGUGAGGCUUUUGGUACGCGAAGGUGCUAACCUAAACAUAGCAGACAAAGAUGGCGAUACGCCGUUGCACGAAGCCUUAAGGCAUCACACAUUAUCCCAACUGCGUCAGCUUCAGGAUGUCCAGGACGUAGGCAAGUUACUUAUGGGUCUCGGCACCCAAGGGUCCGACAAGAAAUCUUCGGCCAGCAUCGCGUGCUUUUUAGCCGGCAAUGGUGCUGAUUUAACUAUUAAAAAUAAGAAAGGUCAAACUCCACUAGACCUUUGCCCAGACCCGAAUCUCUGCAAGACCUUGACGAAAUGUCACAAGGAAAAGCAGAGCGGCGAAAUGGACAUGGGUCCGCACCAAAACACUCCGAACUCAAACGUCACUUUGACCCUCGAGGAAUGUUUGGUUUGUUCUGACGGCAAAAGAGACAUUUUGUUUCAGCCCUGUUGUCACGUAACCUGCUGCUCAGCCUGCGCGCCUCGAGUUAAAAAAUGCUUGAUUUGUCGUGAAUCAAUCACCGGCAGAAUUAAGAUUGAAGAAUGCAUGGUCUGCUCCGAUAAGAAAUCUUCGGUUUUAUUCAAACCUUGCGGGCAUAUGUGCGCAUGCGAGAGUUGCGCGCGAAUCAUGAAGAAGUGCGUCAUGUGUCAUGCGCAGAUCGAGCUUAUAGUGCCCUUGAAAGUCUGCAGCGGUGGAUUGGGGACCAUAUCUGAAGUCAAGGCUGACGUUGAAGAACCGGUGAAGCCCCAACAGCCUGCCCCCAGUGCCGAUAUUCUUCCGCCUCAGCCCCAAGGACCCAUUAUGAAUAACGGUGGCAGGGAUACUACUAGUAACAACGAUAUUCAGAAGUUGCAGCAGCAGUUGCAGGAUAUUAAGGAGCAGACCAUGUGCCCAGUAUGCCUCGACAGACUGAAAAACAUGAUCUUCCUAUGCGGACACGGACUAUGCCAGAUGUGCGGCGAUCAAAUGGCGGAAUGCCCGAUUUGUAGAAAGGCUGUAGAAAAACGUAUCCUGUUGUAUUGAGACGAAAUAUGCUUCUUAGAAUACAUUUUUACAGUGCGUUUUGGAAUUAAUUGUUUAGGAGCAACAUUACUAUAUUAUAAUAAUUUUUUUAAAGAAUAAUUAGAUAUUCUAGCUUCCCACACGCACUGUAUAAAAUCAGGUAGGUAUAUUUUAUUUGUUUAUUAAUAUUUUACACUAUUUAUCAAAGCAGUAAAGUUAUGUAAUAGGUUUAGGUUAUGGAAAGCAUGUUACUGACGAUACAAUGACAAUUUAUAGACCGAAAUUUGUUGAAGCGAGUUGUAAGCAUUUGUGGCGUAUAAGUCAGUACAUCUGUAAGGUCUGUUUUGAAUGACAGUGAUUUAAAAAAAACCUGAUAAGACCAAUAUUAGGCUACAAAAGGGGCCUAUUUAACUUUAUUCUCGAUAGGGUUCAUGUCGGGCAAAUUUCCUGGCCAGUCGAGAAUAUCUACUUUUUUUUUAAGCUAAACAUGUUGUAAUUCUUUGUGCACUAUUUCGUUUCUUGAACCAUUUUUCCCCAGAGAGAGCAUGGAAACUUUCUAAUAUUUUCGGCAUUCAUUGUACCUUCGACAACAUAAAGGCCCUCCGGUCCCAAAAACCGAAGGAGUAUGUUUAACGGUCAGCACAAUGUAGUCUGGUUUAUAUUUAUCGUAUGAUCUUCGCUGAACGAACUGUUAUUUGUAGACUAAUACUUUUUGUCCGAAAAACACACCUCUCGAAUAUCAUAGAAUUUAGACUUAAAUCUAAUAUCUACGUCCAAUAAGACUCUCUUUUGCUAAUCUCCGGCCUAGACCAAGGUCUACUUUUUGUUUUAUAAGUUGUACAGAACUUAAAAAAAUUCCCACAAUUCGGCAGCUGUUACUAGCGACAAAUCAGACACUUUUCCCAUUCUGAAGUGAUUUUCACAUAACACGAAUUUAAAAUACAGUGCAUUUUUUUUAUCUCGGGUCAUAGGGUUUUACGUGUAAUAUUUUCAACCCCAUGUCAGAACCUGUUCUAUUUAAUCGAUAGGAUUGAAACUUGGAACAAGUGAAGUUUAAGUUAACAGACUUUAAAAAAUCCCAUUAUUUUGCAAACAAAUUUACGAGAAAACUUUUUAAAAUACGUUUUUCUGAUGAAAAAGUUUGCUUUUUCUGUACCUCGUAACCUUCAUUUUCUUACACUUCAAAGCAGGUAGACAAAUAUCUGACAGUGACACAAAAUAAUUUCCUCAAAAUCUCAAAAAUAUAUUUUCAAAAAUUAACAAUAAACAAAUGAAACCUUUCAAAUAAAUUGUUCAAAGUGACCUCCAAAUUGAGCCAAACAAAAGCCCGGACAGUUGUAGAAAUGUCGUAACAUUUAGGAGCUGCCGGGGAGUAAUGGUACGCGAAGCCUCGAUAAUUCUAUUACGAAGAUCUUCGAUAUUUUUGGGUCUGCCUCUAACAAUAUCAAACACUUUCGAUGAUAGAUAGCCCCAAUAAAAGUUAUCUAAAGGCGAAAGUUUGGGGCUUCGCGCCGGCCAUUUAGAUGGCCCAAAACGUCCAAUCCAGCGUCCUGGGAACGUGGCAUUCAAAAACAGUCGCUGCACUAUGAGCGGGGGCUCCAUCAUGUUUAAAAAUUAUCCUGCCAUUUUGAACAGCGUUUCCUAAUGCGGGAAUGACCUGCACCUGAAGUAGUUCUAAAUAUUUUGCAGUAUUCAGGCUACCCUCUAUGAAAAAUGGUCCAAUUAUUCGAUCUCCAAGAAUUCCUGCCCACACGUUAAGUUUCUGUCUUGUUUGGGUAUGCGUUUCCUGGAUGACGUGAGGAUUUUCUCGCGCCCAUAUUCGAGUAUUUUGUUUGUUGACUGUACCAUUUGUACAGAAAGUACUUUCGUCUGAAAAUAGUAUUUUGUUUGUAAUUGUGGGGUCGUUGUUAAUUCGUUCCAUCCACUGUUCACAAAACUGCAUUCUAAGAAAAUAAUCAUUAGGCAAGAGUUCUUGAACAUUUCUCGAACACUACUCCUACUUUUUCCGGUAACUUCAGCAAACUGAGUAAGACUGUUUGUUGGAUUUUCUUCAAUGUCCAAGCAUACCUCCAUUUUAAAUUCUUCGUCUACUACAGUUUCGGUUCUUUUUCGUUUUAAGUGAGAACUGGAGAUGCAUCCAAUCGUAAUAAAUUUUUCAAGAAAUCGUUGUACAGUUGAUCUAGACGGGACGGGGCGGUUAGGAUAAGACACGGCAAAAUUAUCUACCACUUCUUGCGCCGACAUUCCUCUAAUGUAGUUUGAAACCAUCUCAAUACGUUCCUCCGUAGUGUAAAUCGACAUUUUAAAUGAGUUUUUGAACAAUUUCAAUGGAGCAAUUUAAAAAUUAUUUUGUGUCACUGUCAGAUAUUUGUCUACCUGCUUUGAAGUGUAAAGGUAAUGAAGGUUACGAGGUGCAGAAAAAGCAAACUUUUUCAUCAGAAAAACGUAUUUUACCGUUUAUUUUGCGAGGAACCUAUUCCUCGCAAAUUUUUUUGCAAAAUAAUGGGAUUUUUUAAAGUCUGUUAACUUAAACUUCACUUGUUCCAAGUUUCAAUCCUAUCGAUUAAAUAGAACAGGUUCUAACAUGGGGUUGAAAAUAUUACACGUAAAACCCUAUGACCCGAGUUAAAAAAAAAAUGCACUGUAUAUAAUUUGACAUGUUGUUUUGACAACAAUACACUUACCUGAAAAUUUAUUUAAUUGAAAUAGUUCAACUUCUUCAAACGUAACGUAAAAUUGGAAUAGCACUGUCAAACUGAAACUGUUUUCUUAUGGUAUGGUAGGUACCACCAACAAAAUGUUCAUAAUAACAAUAAGAAACAGGAAAAUAGGAGAUUUGCAGCAUGGAACUAAUAAUAUGGUAAUCUAAUGUCGACCUAAAACACUCUCACAACAAAGUUCAACAGGGUCAACAAUUGUUGCUUUAUCGUCAGAAAUACGUUUCUUUAUUAACAUUACGGUAGUCGAUAAAAGUAAUGAUUUGUUGUUCACAUUUUGACGGAUUAGGGCACUAAGAAAAACCCGAAGAAGCUGUAUUUUAUGACUAAUUAUAAGAAUAAUGCAACUAUUGGACAAUAUAUUAUAGGUACUUACUAUAAGUUCUAACAUCCUAGGAUCACAUUUUCCAAGAAAACGUUUUAACAAAAGGUUGACCCCAAGGUCAUUUCAAGAUCAAAUGAUUUUUGAACGAGUAUUGGUAUUUUUUUAUUCCUGAACCAUGAAGGGCAUUUUUCAUUUAUCUCAGUACUAGAAUUAUACGUAUCAACUUAAUGAACAAUUUAUUUACCUAAAAUUUAAUAAAUAAAUUACGAACACAUGUUUUGCCCUUCAUAAUUGCGGAAAUGAUCUCCUAGGGUUACUUCCAGUUUAAAAUUUUCCGCUCUUUUUAAUUCCAGAAUUAACAUAAGCGGUUCUUUUCUUUUCAACAAAAGUUGACUUUGAAAUGACGUAGGGCUCAAGAACAAGGUCACUAAAUUUUUAACCCUCUAAAGGGCCAAUUUUUAUUUUAUGAAAAAAAAUCAUAGGCGGGUAAAUUCAUAACAUAAAAAUGAAUUCGAGGCUUAAAAAAAGUUUAUCACAAGCCUUUAAAGCUUUGGGGAUGAAAAAACCUCCCCCAGUCUUAAGGCAGACCUGCCGACUAAAGUCAGGGUAAAAAAAGCGAAAUUAAACUUGAAAUGUAUAUUUUGUGCCUCAAUACAAAAAAAUAAGAUUAGUGUAACGCUUUAUUGUGUAUGAAACUCUUAAAAACACUUUUUAGUUGAGGAAAGGCACAAAUUUAAAUUGCAUUUAGUGCAAAAGAACUGAGUUUCAGCUUUACAUCCUUUGUUUUUACACAUCCUUUUACCGGAUCUAUCCAAAAGGUCGGGCAUGUGGUUCAAACCAUCAAAUCGGAUAUCUGGCUCGGGGAUAUAUGUCUUAGAUUUUUUUGCAGGUUGCAUUUCUUCCUGCUUCGAAGCAGAUGAAGGCCUGCCAGGAUGUUUUCUGACAGCAGCUACUUGUGCUCGAAACACUGGUAAAGGCGGCGAUUCUUUAUGAAUCCGUUUGUGUAGCAGAUAUGCGUUGACCAUAGCCAUGUCAAUAAAAUGAUAAAAUAGACGCAAUGUCCACUUGCUAGUCUUUAGGCGAAUAUGGUACCUUCCAAGUAAUCCAUCCAUUAGAUAAACUCCGCCCAUGUGAUAAUUAUAUUCACGUAUGAUGGCGGGGCAUUCAAUUUGCACGUACUUUUUUGCAGACCGAUCAUAUCUUGUUGCCUUUGAUGGUUGUUUAUCUUGGAGAGCACUUUUAAAGGAUAGUACCCCGACGUAUGUAGAAGCCAAACGCACAUUUUUGUUGUCCUUCCACAAUACAGUUGUCAAAUCUACACCGUGCGCAUUUCCCACAUACUCAACAGAAAAUCCCUUAUCUGCUGUAGCAAGCUGUUUAUCUUUUUCACUAGGCAAUUUACAAUUAGGAAUACGACCAGAACGAAUUGUCCCCAAGGAAUAAAUGCCUCGGCUUCUAAGAUAAAUAAGUAGUGGCAGUGUCGUAUAAAAAUUGCCAAAAUAUAAAAUAUGAUUGACAAAGUCAGGUAUUGUUUGAGAUAGCCGGACGACAACAUUUGCUGCUGCUACCAGAUUAGGCGUAUUGGGCAAAAUAACAUUGCUCCCUGCGCCAGUAAAGAUUUCGAAGGCGUAAGAAUAACCAUUGCUGUCACAUAGAACAAAUAGUUUGAACCCCCAUUUAUGGGGCUUUGCCGGCAUGUAUUGUCGCAAUGAACUGCGUUUCAUUUUAGUCGCGCACAUUUGCUCAUCUACGCAUAAACGAGGUAAUUUUGGAACUGUUUGAAAUAGUUCAUUUAAAUGUUUCACUAUCGGUUGGACUUUAUAUAAUGGAUCAAAUCCAGGUUGAUCCCGUUUUUUUUUCUUUUGAUUUAUCGUUGAAGUGAAGAUACUUUUAAAACUACUUUUAAACUUUACUACGUUUGAAAAUGUGUUGCAGAGUAGUUCUGUCCUGAUCGUUGGAGACUUCAACAUGUCAAUGGUAAGUUGGCGUACAAUUAUUAAUGAAUCGUUCUUUGAGUCAGUCCAACCUGGGAACAAGUUUUCGGAAGUUCUUGACAUGUUUUCUUAUCUUGAAUUUAAACAAUAUAAUUUUUUGAAAAAUUAUAAAAGUAAAAUACUAGAUUUAGUUCUUUGUAAUAGAGGCUUAGUAAGUAAUCUACAACAAUCUCUUAGCUGUUUAGUUAAAGAAAAUGCUAACCAUAAAGCAAUUGAAUUUGCUUGGUCAGUUUCUUGCAUGAGACCUCUCCGAGCCUCAAAUAAUAAAAUAUAUAACUUUAAAAAAGCUAAUUUCGAUAACAUAAAUCAAUCCUUAUCAGAAAUCAAUUGGAGUCAAUGUUUAACGGGCGCUCACGUAGAUGUCCUGGUGGACCAGUUUUAUCACAAAAUAGAACUAAUUAUAGAAAAAUUAGUUCCGGUGCGUAGAGUUAAAGGCAACUUUCCUAUCUAUUUUCGUUUCGAAACAAUCGCAGUAAUAAAAGAAAAAAUCAAACUCCAUAAAAAAUAUAAAAUAUACAGUGAUCGAGCUUCAUACGAUCGAUUUUGUGAGCUUAGAACCCUAUCUAAACAAAUGAUAAAAAAUGACUAUAAAGAGUAUAUAAAUAGCAUAGAAUCGAACAUUUUGGAAAAUACAAAGAAAUUUUGGGGUUUUGUUGGCAAUAAGAGAAAAAACAAUGUGUCUAUUCCACACGCCGUAAAAUUAGGUAAUAUUUCUGCAAAAGGUGGCAGGGAUGUAAGCAAUUUGUUUGCUCAAUCUUUUAAGAGUUUUUAUAAUACAUCAAAUCCAGCUGUUUUUAAUAAAAGUAAUAUUAAAAUAUAUGAAAUUUCAGAAAAUAAAAUCCUUGAGAUAUGUAAAAAUUUAGAUGUAAAUAAAAGUCCUGGGCCAGAUAAUAUUCCACCUAUCUUGGCAAGGAACUGCGCAAAUAGCUUGGUCAAGCCACUAGGCAUUAUAUUCAAUAAGUCGUUAAGAUCAGGAGUUUUUCCUCAAAAAUGGAAAUUAAGCGAAAUUUCACCAAUUUUUAAAAAUGGUGAUAGGGGAGACGUGACAAACUAUCGGCCCAUUAGCAAGUUAUGCAUUUUUGGCAAAAUCCUGGAAAAAAUUAUGUACGACACAAUUUUUCCGAGUGUAAAACAUAGAAUUAUUCAAGAACAGCAUGGUUUUUACCCUAAAAGAUCUCUUGAAACAAAUCUACUAUGCUUUUCAGAAUUUGUCACUAGAACAAUAGAUAACAAAGGUCAAGUGGAUGUGAUAUAUACCGACUUCAGUAAAGCAUUCGACAAAAUUGAUCCUGAAAUAUUAAUACAAAGGCUUGAAGAAGUCGAUGUUGAUCCUGUAAUAAUUAGAUUAUCCUGUUCCUAUAAUACAGGUAGAAAAAGUAGAGUAACUAUUGAUGGCCAUAAAUCCGAGUGGUUUGACAUAACAUCAGGUGUACCGCAAGGCAGUCACCUGGGUCCGUUGUUUUUUAUAAUAUAUAUAAAUUCAAUAAAAAAAUGUUUUAAACACUGUAAAAUAUUACUUUUUGCAGAUGAUUUGAAAAUCUACUUAAAAAUCGAGACCAUGGAUGACUGCCUCAAAAUCCAACAAGACCUUUUGCGCCUUGAACAAUACUGUCAGAAAAAUCGUCUCUUUCUAAAUUCUGCAAAGUGCUUUUGUAUUUCUUUUACAAAAAAUAUUACCAAAAUAAUAUCGCCUUACUCUAUAAAUAGCAGUAAUCUGAAACGAGUUGUACAGAUUAGAGAUCUGGGAGUAAUCCUGGAUGAAAAAUGGACUUUUAAAUCUCACAUUGAGCGAGUGGUAUGCGAGUCCAAUAAGAUGGCUGGUUUCAUAAAAAGAAAUUCAACGGAUUUUAAAAACCCAAAUUCAAUUAUCUCCUUAUAUAAUGCUUUUGUCCUCGGUAAACUUUCUUUUGCCUCAGUAAUAUGGAAUCCGAAGUACAAUGUAGACAUUACGCGCCUAGAGCGGGUACAAAAUAGGUUUCUAAAAUAUCUAGGAUUUAAGACCAAUAUGCCAAUAUACAACCAUAAUUAUACCAUUAUACGAGCCAAAUUUAAAUUUUUAACUCUUGAAUACAGAAGAAAUAUCACAGAUCUUUUUACGCUUUAUAAAAUAGUAAAUUGUCACGUCGAUUUACAUUAUCUUCUAUCUCACAUUAAUAUACGGAUACCAAGGCAAAAUGCAAGAAACCGAGACUUGUUUGCAGCUGAUUUUUAUCGAACCAACGUAGGACCGAACUUUCCACUUUCUAGAAUUCAAAAUGUUUUUAAUUUUUACAACAAUUUUCUGAAUUCGGAUAUUUUUGGAACGCCGAUAGGAUCCUACAAACGCCAAUUAAAAACCUACUUUUUAAAAAAGAUAGAAUAAUUUUAUUUUUGUUUAUUUAAUUCAGAACUUGUAACAGUUUACGCUCUAUUUAAUCUCAUUAGUGUAUUCAUCUAAAUUUCCCUUUUCUUUUUGAUUGUAUCGUAUUGACACGUAACAUGUAAAUUUAAGACAAUGUUUGGUAAACCUAUCAUAAGUUUGUUAUAUAUACACAGUGGAUGCUUUUUUGGUACUUGUGUACUAUUCGCAACCUGAACUUGUAAUAAAUAAAUAAAUACUUACGAAUCAUAAAGAAUCGUUUGGAUGUCAUUGCCGUACGAACUGGUUCAAAUGAAUAACGACCCCAGUAUUCUGUCGCAUUUGGAUAACGAUAUAUCGACAUAAAUAUCAAGAUGCCAAUGUACUUCCGGAUCUCAGCAGCAUUGGUAACAAAUGUUGUCUUGAUGUCGUACUGUCGAGCAUAUAAAUUUGUUUGU